Molecule: messenger RNA, 1523 nt
Organism: Eruca vesicaria subsp. sativa (arugula)
Lineage: Eukaryota; Viridiplantae; Streptophyta; Magnoliopsida; Brassicales; Brassicaceae
Source: the annotation of a GenBank genome assembly
AAGGAACAAAAAAAAAAAAAACACGAAACGAGAAGAAGAUUAGGGCUUUCACUGGAUUUGAGUUACAGGAAAAAUAGUCAUUACAUUCUUCUUCUUUCUGUUUCGCUAUCCGAGAAGCUUUUUAGAUACUAUCAAGGCAUGUCUUGUGAUACUACUACUGCCAAGGAAAAUGUAUCUGUUGUCGAUUCGUCUUUGACUGAUUCGAAACAAGAUAUAGGACACUCUGAUGAUCCAGAUGGUUCAAGCUACAGGAGCAAAGAAGAUCGUAAGCCCUCCAGUGUUGAACGAGGUCACUUUCUUGAUAGUUCGAACGAGAGUAAACCAGGGUAUCAAACGAGAUACUUCAUCAUCAAAAGUCUAAACUACGACAAUAUUCAACUUUCGGUCGAGAGAGGCAUCUGGGCUACUCAAGUCAUGAAUGAGCCUAUACUGGAAGGUGCUUUUCAUAACUCUGGUCGAGUUGUUCUAAUAUUCAGUGUGAACAUGAGCGGCUUCUUCCAAGGGUAUGCACAGAUGUUGUCUCCUGUGGGUUGGAGGCGAGACCAUAUAUGGAGUCAGGGAGGUGGUAAGAACAAUCCUUGGGGACGCAGCUUUAAAGUGAAAUGGUUGAGGUUGAGUGAACUGCCUUUUCAGAAAACACUUCAUCUCAAGAAUCCUUUAAAUGAUUACAAGCCUGUUAAGAUUAGCCGAGAUUGCCAGGAGUUGCCCGGAGAUAUUGGUGAAGCACUUUGUGAACUCCUUGAUGCACAUAGCUGCGAUGAUGGUUUGCUGAAUAGCUCUUCUAGGGAUGAGAAUUCAACAAAAAGGUCUUCCUCAGGAGACGAAGAGUAUAAUAACAAUGUGUGGGGCCAUACACAGAUGCCUUACCCUCCUGCGGUCUACUCAAACCAGGAUGACCUCAGCAGAUUCCAUCAUGCACAACAGGGAGGAUAUGGUGGUGUAGCCUUGGAAUAUCUCCCGGAGCAAGAAAAGUAUUUACGAUUCAACUCAUGGGGUUUGCCUUUGGAGAGCCCUCUCGCAAGUACCCUAACCGAUGAUGAUUUUCUUAACAUGUCUUAUGAAGAAUACGUUGAAAUCCACAGCAGAUGCAUGAGACAACUUGGUCUUCCUGUGAUUCCACAAUCACGACCCACACAAGAGCCAUCAAGUAAAACAGAUGAUGGAAGCAACGGUUCUUCGAAAGACCGGUCAUCAUCAAGAAAGAGAGGACGCGAUUCAUCCUAGUGCUCAAACUCGAACCUGUACCACUAAGAUUGCAUCAAAACUCACAAGAAUUUGUCAGUGCAAUUUCGAUAGCAUGGCGUUGGAGAAGCUGUUUCCAUGCUGUAUUAAUGUUCAUUUAGUCUGGUGGUUUAUAGAAACCAGAAGACAGUAGCUAAACAGUUUCUUCUUCUUAUUUUUUUGCCAAAAACUUGUACAGUUUAAAUAUGGCAACGUUUGAGCUUUUGGAAAUCUAAACCCUGAAUUAGGUUAGUGAUUUAGUUUUGAAAAGAUGAGUUCUCAAGUUGUCAUUAUACCAAGAU